Messenger RNA from Venustampulla echinocandica, 1674 nucleotides. RefSeq lists its product as uncharacterized. Gene Ontology annotation, biological process: fatty acid metabolic process. The record is from RefSeq and is a predicted model, not a curated record. Gene Ontology annotation, molecular function: medium-chain fatty acid-CoA ligase activity. The transcript is spliced from 4 exons. Lineage: Eukaryota; Fungi; Ascomycota; Leotiomycetes; Helotiales; Pleuroascaceae. The coding region runs from base 1 to 1674 and encodes 557 amino acids.
AUGGCCUCUACUCUACCCCGCCUACCGGUUUUCGAAGCAAUUGCGAGCCAUGACCCGCGCUCGACUGUUGCCAUACACUCGAUCUCGGGGAGGAGAUUUGCAUACGGCGAGCUGUUGAAGGAUGUAGCGGAGGCCAGAGACAGGCUCCUUAUGACCCUUCUCUCUAUUUUGGCUAUGCAUUCAAUCGCGGUUCCUCUAUCUGCAGCAUUCCCCGCGCCUGAGUUAAAGUACAUUAUGGAUCAUAGUCAGGCCUCGAUGUUGUUGUCGUCGGCCAAGUUUGAGCGCAAGGCCCAAGAAGUCCUCGAUGAAGCAUUAGAAGCAACACCAACGUUCGUCAAAUUAAAAAAGAGGCUUGGAGGUGGUAGUACUGCGGAUGGGAGUGUUGUAUUGCGAGGUCCUAGUGAUGGAGAAGGGGGAAUGAUGCUGUACACUUCUGGAACUACAAAUCGACCAAAAGGCGUUUUGCUUCCACAGAGGGUUAUGACCGCACAAUGCAAACCCUUGGUCAAGGCCUGGGAGUAUAGCCCCGGAGACCACCUACUACACGUACUUCCGCUACACCAUAUCCACGGCACCAUCAACGCUAUAUUGGCGCCCCUCUUUGCGGGAGCUACAAUAGAGUUCCUCUUCCCCUUCAACGCAACAGCUGUGUGGUCGCGGUUUGCAGCGCCUUUUCUCUCAACUGGUAAUAGCGACCUAAAACCUCCCACCAAAGAAAAGAUUACAUUCUUCACGGUUGUUCCAACAGUCUACAACCGACUCCUGUCUACGUUCCCUGACCUUCCCGUAUCCUUACAAAACGCCGCAAAGCAAGCCAUCUCUCCACAAAACCUACGCCUUAGCAUCUCCGGUUCUGCGGCCCUCCCAACGCCUACGAAGAAGGCUUGGACCGACCUAAGCAGCGGCAAUGUCAUCCUCGAGCGUUACGGCAUGACCGAGGUAGGUAUGGCGCUCUCCUGCGGCCUCGCUCCAUCCGACCGCGUAGACGGAAGCGUUGGCUGGCCUCUCCCGACCGUAGAGGUGCGCCUCGUAGAUACGGAGUCGGGAGAGAUAAUCCACCCCGGUGAAGAGGUCGGUCCCGAUGGACGUGAACGCGACGGUGAGAUCCAGCUCCGCGGGCCGACCAUCUUCCAAGAGUACUGGCACAAUGAAAAAGCGAUGCGGGAGGAGCACGUUGAAAGCGAGGAUGGAAAAGGGCGCUGGUUCAAGACUGGUGAUGUGGCUGUCCGGCGUGCCGUUCCAAGCGCAGGUCACAACGAUGCACAGAGGGACUGGGCACAGGGCCCUAUGUACUUCAUUCGAGGGCGGAAGAGCGCUGAUAUUAUCAAAUCGGGCGGAGAGAAGGUCAGUGCCUUAGAAGUCGAGCGCGAGUUGCUUUCAUUGCCGCAAAUCGCGGAGGCGGCAGUGGUAGCAGUGUCCUCUGGAAAAUGGGGGCAGAAAGUCGGUGCCGUGGUCAUCUUGAAGAAAGGCAUGGAAUGGAGCGAAAGUAGGAGUGGUAAGAGAUGGGGCCCACUGGAUAUGAGGAGGGCGUUGAAGGAGAGAAUUGCGCCGUAUAAAAUACCCCAAGUUCUAAAGAUCGUGGACGAGAUUCCGAGGAAUGCAAUGGGGAAAAUUAAUAAGAAACAGCUUGUCAAAUCUGUUUUUGUCGAGGAGGCAAGCGGUGAUGAGAUGUAG